GAGUGCUUUUUUUUCACAGUCUAUUGUAAGCAAUCAGAGAAGCAAAUAGAAGGCUGCAGUUGAGACGCACAGACAGGCACUCCUCUCCAGAAGGCUGAGUGAGUGCAAUGUUCAUUCCACUGACAGUCACAGAGCAGCCAAACAUCCAGGAAGACGGGGCAUUUUCUCACAGGACUAACAGAUACAAGCACCACCAGCAGGGCCUCUGAAGCCCACUCUCUACAAGCCCAGUAUGACUGCUCCUGGACUCAGACUCAGCCUCUAGCCCGCUAUAAGGACCUGUGAAUGGAAAGAACCACUGGCUACCCUCCUGCUAUCCUGUUAUCUAGACACUCACACCUCGUGUUUCUACACACCCCCUGAAGAGGACUCAGGCUACAGGUGGUUGGUUGUUUUUGAGCUGCUCUCGUUUGGCUUCUCCAUUUGGCGGUGGGUUUGAGGCAUUUUUAGAGCCAUGAUGAUGCUCCCUUUUGUUGUGGGGAGUUUGGUUUGGGUGCUACUGGGCUCUGGAUGGGCUCAGGUUCAGGAUCAGACUCAGGCUUCCACCCCCUGGAGACAGAUGAUACAGUGGGAGAACAACGGCCGGAGGUUCAGCUUGCUCAACAGUGGGGCAGAGUACGUACCUGCCGGAUCUCAGGACCAAGAGAGAAGUCACCGGGUGGUGGUGGCAGACUCUCGUUCCCGUACCCCUCGCAGACCACAGGGAGGGAACGUACGCAGGCAGGCCCCCUCCAGAGGUGGAUCAGAGACCGUAAGGGGACAGACCAGACAUCCCUUUGGCUUCGGGCAGGUGCCUGACAACUGGCGACAGGGCUCGGUGGGGACAGGCUCCACCAGCACCCGCUUCAGGCCAUCCACGGGGUCGUCUUCAUCGUCCUCAUCGUCUUCAUCCUUCUCAUCAAGCUACAACAUCCCCGUCCAACCCUACCCGCAGUUUCCUUUCCCUCAGCAGCCCUCCUACCAGUUACCCUAUGACCCCAGUGUGGUUGAGGGAGCAGGUCGGGGCUACGCAGAACCACCCUUCCAGAGAGCCACAGGCGGAGGCUACAGUGCUGGUGCUGGAGGAUAUGUCGGUGGCGGCGGGGGAUAUGCUGGAGUCAGUUAUGGAGCCGGUGCUGGCCUGGCACCUGUGGUUCCGCGCUCCCCCCAGGACUAUGGCGAGGACGGCUAUCGUUACUACCCGCCCUAUGGCUACGGGCCCAACCCUGGUGCCCCUGUCCAACCAGCUGUGCCAGCCCGGGCUGCCCAGCCACCCUUCUCAGACGGCCUGGACCGCAGAUACACACACAGUCUGUACAAUGGAGGAGAGGACUCCGCUGCCGCCGCAGACACUGCGCCCGCUGCCCAGGACAGGACAGGAGCCGUGGCUCAGGCUCCAGUGCGAAGCCCCCAGUACGAGCAGUUCCCUCCGUUUGGAAGACCCCAGGUUCAGCCACAACCUGCGGCGCCAGUGAGAAACCCCAACACAGCAGUGGAGAACCCCAGUGUGAAUGUCGGAAGUGUCUACCGGCCAGAACAGAGAGGUUUGCCAGACCUGGUUCCUGAUCCAAACUAUGUGCAGGCAUCCACGUACAUCCAGAGGGCUCACAUGUACUCUCUCCGCUGUGCUGCAGAGGAGAAAUGCUUGGCAAGCACUGCCUACAGCGCUGAGACUACAGACUAUGACGUCAGAGUAUUGCUUCGAUUCCCACAGAGGGUUAAGAACCAGGGGACAGCCGACUUCCUGCCCAACCGACCCCGACACACCUGGGAGUGGCAUAGCUGCCAUCAACACUACCACAGCAUGGAUGAGUUCAGCCACUAUGACCUGUUGGAGGUCACUACAGGAAGGAAGGUGGCGGAGGGACACAAGGCCAGCUUCUGUCUUGAGGACACCACCUGUGACUUUGGCCACCUGAAGCGUUACGCCUGCACAUCUCACACUCAGGGCCUGAGUCCGGGAUGCUACGAUACGUACAACGCUGAUAUUGAUUGCCAGUGGAUUGAUAUAACAGACAUCCAACCUGGGAACUACAUACUAAAGCUCCAGGUCAACCCAAAAUACCUUAUCUUGGAGUCUGACUUCACCAACAAUGUGGUGAGGUGUAAUAUCCACUACACAGGACGUUUUGUCACAACAAACAACUGCAAGAUAUCACAGUCCUGAGUGGAUGUGUAAAGCCUGCACUGCCAGGGUGAGUCCUUCAGGGGAGUGCUGUUCCAUUUAAAUGUGAAUGGAACUGUUUUUGUUGUUGUCGAUGUAGUUAUUGUUCUAUUUGUUUUUUAGUUUUUGUUCCCUGGACCCGUAGUGAACCAGGGUUCCAGUGGCACUGAAGAGAACAUGUUUUUUUUACACAAGCACAAACACUGAAAAUAAAAUAGAACUCAACACUCCAGUCUGCCUCCUGCAGCCUCGCUGGCUGUCCCUUCUAUAUCAUCCAGAACUUUCUCUCCAUCCCCACUGCUCUUAUUCCUGUUCCGCUUGUGUACACAAAAUCCUAAACAUCUGGGACAUUGUAAAUCCAUUGCUCACUGUAACCCUCUGUGUAUUGUGAAUAGUAGCUCAGUUUGGUUUUAAAGAAGGUGUGAAAUGGAGUUGGUCCUGAAAUUUGUGGUCCCAGACAAGUUAGGGAGCAGACACAAUCCAACAAAAAGUGUGGAGAAGUGUUUGUGCGUGCAUUCAUCCAUGCUGUCUGGUUGGAAGGCAUGGCAGCCCAGCCAAUGACUCAGAGUGACCAUUAAAGAGUGGUUUCCUCCUCCUCUUCAUGCCAGUUUGAAAAUAUUUAGAUUCUAAGCACAUCUACACAGUGUUAUCCAGUGACUAGAGAGAGUAGAGAAGCUAGGUCUUGUUUGUUUGCAUGUGCUAGUCUCAAAGCAGUUACUCAACAUAAAGAGGCCGUCGGAACCCAAAGCUUUACUUCUUCUAAAAUCUCCUCAAAGUCAGCUUUUAUUCUUGUCCUUCAUUUUCUUAUUUGUCUUAAAAGCAAACGUAAAGCUUAGCUGGCAGAACUGCCAUUUAUUUUCAAAUAUAUGCUUUCCAGAGAGCAAGACAUUCACAGUGUAGACCAUUUGUUUACAUUGGAUCUGUGUUUCUUUUUCAACUGGCAACACUGGUCAGAUGCCAAUUAGGUUAUCUGGAGCUUUUUAAGAGGAAU
This is a messenger RNA of Esox lucius (northern pike), 3134 nucleotides long. RefSeq names its product lysyl oxidase-like 1 (gene loxl1). Gene Ontology annotation, molecular function: copper ion binding; protein-lysine 6-oxidase activity. The coding region runs from base 455 to 2146 and encodes 563 amino acids. The transcript is spliced from 7 exons. The record is from RefSeq and is a predicted model, not a curated record. Lineage: Eukaryota; Metazoa; Chordata; Actinopteri; Esociformes; Esocidae. Gene Ontology annotation, biological process: peptidyl-lysine oxidation.